Erigeron canadensis is the source of this 2942-nucleotide messenger RNA. Its product is annotated as glutamate receptor 3.5-like. The transcript is spliced from 6 exons. The record is from RefSeq and is a predicted model, not a curated record. Lineage: Eukaryota; Viridiplantae; Streptophyta; Magnoliopsida; Asterales; Asteraceae. Gene Ontology annotation, molecular function: glutamate-gated receptor activity. The coding region runs from base 27 to 2858 and encodes 943 amino acids. Gene Ontology annotation, cellular component: plasma membrane.
CCAGUUUCAUUUUAGUGUGACAAGAUAUGUUUUUGAUGAGCCAAUAUAUAAUAAUGAUAAAAAGAGUGAUUCUCUUUGUCUUUGGCUUGUGGGUGAUGGUAGUCUUGCUCAUGGCAAUCAAGGGUGUAAAUGGAGACACAAUAGUUCCAUUUUCAUUUUCUUUUUUGUCAAAAAGGCCUAGUAACGUUGUGAAUAUUGGAGCAUUGUUCACAGUGGAUUCAGUUAUCGGACGUUCCGUGAAGCCUGCUAUCGAGGCCGCCAUUGAUGAUGUCAACUCUAAUCAUACCAUCCUUAAUGAAACUCGACUCAACCUUAUUUUGUAUGAUACCAAUUGCAGUGCAUUUCUUGGCAACAUCGAAGCUCUGCAGUUGAUGGAGAAUGACGUGGUGGGUAUAAUCGGGCCACAAUCCUCCAUUAUUGCCCGCUUAAUUUCCCAUGUUGUAAGUGAACUUCACAUACCACUCCUUUCCUUUGGAGCGACGGAUCCAACACUUUCAAGUCUUCAAUACCCUUACUUUGUCCACACCACACUAACCGACUACUACCAAAUGUCUGCUAUAGCCGACUUAGUUUCAUAUUUUGAUUGGAAAGAAGUCACUGCCAUAUUUGUGGACGAUGAUUAUGGUAGAAAUGGGAUUAUGGCCUUGGAUGACGCCCUUGACAAGAAACGAGCCAAGAUUUCUUACAAAGCUUCAUAUACCCCCGGUGCAUCUCAUAGUGACAUUACUGAGCUACUAACUGGAAUCAACUUGAUGGAGUCUCGGGUUUAUGUUGUUCAUGUAUAUCCUGACUCGGGUCUUGAUAUUUUUACUGUGGCAAAGACGCUUGGGAUGAUGACAAGUGGUUAUGUUUGGAUUACUACAGAUUGGCUUAUGGCGGUAUUGGAUUCAUCAGAGUUUCCAGAUCCUAAAACGAUGGAUUUAAUACAAGGGGUUGUUUCGUUACGCCAACAUACAUCAAGUUCUGAUUUUAAGAAAUCUUUUACAAAUAAAUGGAAGAGUAUAAAAGGCAAAAACACAUCAAGCUUUAACGCAUAUGCUCUGUCCGCUUAUGAUUCCAUUUGGUUACUUGCACAUGCUCUAGAUAAAUUCUUGAAAUCCGGAGGAGGUCUCUCAUUUUCUAAUGAUUCAAAACUACGACAAAGUAAUGGAAGCAAGCUUAAGUUUUCGGCUCUUAGGAUUUUUAAUGAAGGAGAGCAGCUUCUCCAAACAAUCCUUGCCACGGAGUUCAUGGGAUUGACUGGCAAGGUGAAAUUUGACCAGCAGAAGAAUUUGAUGCAUCCGGCUUAUGAUGUUUUGAACAUAGGUGGGACGGGUAUACGGACUUUUGGAUAUUGGUCAAACUAUUCGGGUCUCUCAACUUCUGCUCCUGAAUCAUUGUAUGCAAAACAAGCAAAAAGCUCUGCAGAUGAUCAGCAUAGGCUUUAUAGCGUAGUUUGGCCUGGUGGAAUGAGUAAAGUUCCACGGGGUUGGGUUUUUCCAAACCAUGGAAAGCCUUUGAGAGUUGCUGUCCCAUAUGGCUAUAGCUACAAAGAAGUGGUGACAAAAGAUGAGUCUCCUAAAGGGGCAAAAGGAUAUUGCAUCGAUGUCUUUGAAGCUGCUGUAAAUUUACUUCCUUACCCCGUCACUCCAGAGUACAUAUUAUAUGGUGACGGUCAAAAGAACCCGAGCUACACUGAUCUUGUGAGAGAUGUCGCUGACGAUAAGUACGAUGCAGCUGUAGGAGAUAUUACUAUCAUUACAAACCGAACGAAGGUAGUUGACUUUACACAGCCCUACAUUACGUCAGGGCUUGUCAUAGUUGUUCCUCUCAACAAAUCAAAGCCCAAGCCGUGGGUAUUUCUGAGGCCGUUCAGCCUUGAAUUGUGGUUGGUUAGUGGUGGAUGCUUUCUGUUAGUUGGAUUCGUGGUAUGGAUUCUUGAGCAUCGGUUGAAUGAUGAAUUCCGUGGACCACCCAGGAGACAAAUCAUCACAGUUUUGUGGUUUAGCUUCUCAACGCUGUUCUUUUCACACCGAGAGAACACUGUGAGUACAUUGGGACGGUUUGUACUGAUCCUCUGGCUGUUUGUAGUAUUGAUUAUUAAUUCAAGCUACACAGCCAGUUUGUCAUCAAUCCUCACGGUAGAACAACUGACUACGAGCAUCGAAGGGAUAGAUAGUUUGAUUUCAAGUAACGAGCCGAUUGGAGUUCAAGAAGGAACAUUUUCUUAUAACUAUUUGAUUCAAGAGCUGAAGAUCCCGAAGUCUAGGAUCAUCCAAUUAAAAGAUGAAGUGGAAUACUUAAACGCACUUCAUUUAGGUCCAAAAGGCGGUGGUGUCGCUGCCAUUGUUGAUGAACUUCCUUACGUUGAGCUCUUCAUGCGUUACUCAAAGUGUGAGUUCAAGAUUGUUGGUCAAGAGUUUACCAAAAGCGGUUGGGGUUUCGCAUUCAAGAGAGACUCGCCUUUAGCAGUUGAUCUAUCAACAGCGAUACUAAAACUCUCGGAAAAUGGAGAUCUACAACUAAUUCAUGACAAAUGGCUCUCUACCACUUCGUGCUUGUCUCAAAGUACGAAAGUCGAAGGGAGAAGCCUCUCGUUAAACAACUUUUGGGGUCUAUUCCUUGUCUGCGGUGUUGCUUGCUUCAUAUGUAUCUGCAUUUACUUCUGCAGAAUGUUGUGCGAGUACCGCCAGUACAAUGCUCAUGAAAAAGAUGCUCGGGAGAUUAUGCAAGCGGACUCCACAACAUACAGCAGUAGAUGGUCCUUUUGUGGCAUAAACUUCAGAAAUUUGAUUGAAUUUUAUGAUAAGAAAGAGGAAGAGAUGAGACAGAUACUCGAAAGAAACAAUCGUCGAGUUACAAGGGACCCAGAAGAAUAGAUUCACCCUUCUAAAAUUGCUGGUGUACGUUUACCUGUUGAAUGAUGUGACUUAAUUCCAAUAUAUAGGGACAGGUCUAGCUUU